CCUAAUGUUUUAGGGAUAAGGCGUAUUGGCAGGAGGCCUGAUCAGCAGCAGCAGCAACAGCAGCAGCAGCAGGGUGAAGGCAAGCCCAUCGAGAGGAGACCAGAGAGACGACCUCCUCGAGAACGCCGAUUUGAUAAACCUGCUGAUGAGAAGGGCGAAGGAGGAGAAUUUUCUGUUGAUAAACCCAUUCUUGACCGACCUAUGCGUGGACGUGGUGGACUUGGAAGAGGACGUGGACGCGGACGUGGAAUGGGCAGAGGAGAUGGGUUUGACUCUCGCGGCAAACGUGAAUUUGACAGGCAUAGUGGCAGUGAUAGAUCCGGCCUAAAGCAUGAGGACAAGCGUGGUGGCAGUGGAUCACACAACUGGGGAACCGUCAAAGACGAGCUAACUGAAUUGGAUCAGUCGGCUGUAACUGAGGAAACGCCGGAAGGAGAAGAACAUCCACCUGUUGAUUCUGAAAAUAAAGAGAAUGAGGUUGAAGAAGUUAAGGAAGAAGGUCCUAAAGAAAUGACCCUGGAUGAAUGGAAAGCUAUUCAAAGUAAGGAUCGUGCAAAAGUCGAAUUCAACAUCCGUAAACCAAAUGAGGGUGCUGAUGGGCAAUGGAAAAAAGGAUUUGUUCUUCACAAGUCAAAGAGUGAGGAGACAAAGGCGAUGACAGAAAUGCAGGGGAGUCUGCUGGAGUCAAAUGAGGCUCACGCUGAAGACUCGGUAAUGGAUCAUCACUUCCGUAAACCAGCAAAUGAUAUCACGUCCCAGCUGGAGAUCAACUUUGGAGACCUUGGCCGCCCCGGCCGUGGCGGCAGAGGGGGUCGGGGUGGCCGAGGGCGUGGUGGCAGGGCCAGCCGUGGAAGCAGAACUGACAAGUUGGUUAAGGAGUUUGACGUGAUCCACACACCCAACCAGUCAAGUGCUUCUGCUCCUGAUGUAGAUGACCCAGAGGCUUUCCCAGCUCUGUCCUAAACUGGAUGUCAUAAGCCAACCCUGCCCUCACUGGGCCUUCCUCUCCGAGGCUUGCAUGCUUAAGGAUCCUAAACAACUAAGAAAUUUAAAAAGGAGACUGUCAUUCAUACCAUUCACACCUAAAGACUGAAUUUUAUCUGUUUUGAAAAUGAACUUCUCUCGCUACACAGAAGCAACAAUAUGGUAGUCAGUUUUGUAUUUAGAAAUGUAAUGGUAGCAGGGAUGUUUUCAUAAUUUUUUCAGAGAUUAUGCAUUCUUCAUGGAUACUUUUUUGUAUUGCUGCUUGAAAAUAUGCGUUUCCAAACUUGAAAUAUAGGUGUGAACAGUGUGUACCAGUUAAAAGCUUUCACUUCAUUUGUGUUUUUUAAUUCAGGAUUUUAGACAUUUUCCCCAAACUACAAACUGGUUUUUAAUUAUUGCACACUAUUUCUGUUUCCUUAAUACCUAUUUAGGAGAUUUUUAUCAGCCCGUGGUCUUUUGGAAUAUGUAAGAUUUAAUUUGGCAGACUGUUAGUACUGUGUGGAAUACUAACUCCUGGAAGUUCUUUAAUUUAGUUUUAAUACUUAAUUUCAAACUUGGAAAAACAGUCAUUUUUCAUCUAUGGUAGUUUGUUUACACAAAAUCUUUAUACAAAAUUGAUAUCAAAUACUUGAAAAGAUAUUCAAAGCACAUUGGUUUAUAGUUAAUACCUGUGUAUUCAUCCAGCAGUGAUGUGUGGAUAAUUGGUCUAAACAGUUUUUUUUAAUUAUGUAUUACACUUUUCACUCACCCUUUUCACCUUUAUUCCCUCCUUCUCCCUAAAACCAAACUAGAUGCUUUGUUGGCAAAAAAAAAAAAAAA
Struthio camelus australis is the source of this 1803-nucleotide messenger RNA. NCBI's taxonomy places the organism in Eukaryota, Metazoa, Chordata, Aves, Struthioniformes, Struthionidae. The record is from RefSeq and is a predicted model, not a curated record.